This is a messenger RNA of Micromonas pusilla CCMP1545, 1614 nucleotides long. RefSeq names its product Multidrug/Oligosaccharidyl-lipid/Polysaccharide flippase superfamily. Lineage: Eukaryota; Viridiplantae; Chlorophyta; Mamiellophyceae; Mamiellales; Mamiellaceae. Gene Ontology annotation, biological process: transmembrane transport. The transcript has a single exon. The coding region runs from base 1 to 1614 and encodes 537 amino acids. Gene Ontology annotation, cellular component: plasma membrane. The record is from RefSeq and is a predicted model, not a curated record. Gene Ontology annotation, molecular function: antiporter activity; xenobiotic transmembrane transporter activity.
AUGGUACGCGGCGGAGACGCGCGCGCUUCGUCGUCGGGACGGCAUCGCGCCCCCGAACGCGGAAUCAUCCUCCGCCGCCGAGGCGUCUCUUCUUCAUUCGGCGAAGCCUACCGCGGCGACGACGACGUCCGCGGCGACGACGACGACGCGUCGUCGACGUCGUCGUCGUCGUCGAAUUCGUCGUCCCGUGACGUCGACGUCGCGUCGUCGUCGUCCCUCCCUCCUCUGCUUCGCGUGCCGACGGCCACCGCGGCGAUCGCGGUCGGCACGCCGAUGAUGGCGAUGGGACUCCUGCGCUCCGCGUUCAACCUCACGGACGCGUACUGGGCCGGGAAGCUCGGCGCGACGGACCUCAGCGCGCUGUGUUACAACGCGUUCGCGCUGUGGAUGCUGCUGCUCGUCGCCAACGUCGUCGGCACCGGGCUGCAGGCGCGCGUGAGCGCGUUCGUGGGCGCGGGCGAUUCGCAUUCCGUGAGUCGAAUCGUCACGCAGGGUCUGUGGGGCGCGCUGUUCGCGUACGCCGCGCUCGCGUGCUUCGCGCCGUUCGCGCCGACGUUGUACGCCGCCGGGCUCGGGAUCGACCUCGACGUCGGCGGCGCGUGGCGCUCCGCGGGGGGCAAAACGCACCUCCUCGCGACGCUCCUCGGCUCCUUCGGGAUGUUCGCGAGCACCGUGCUGGACGCCACGUGGCGCGGGCUCGGCCGCACGCGCCCGGCGCUGUGCGUCACCGCGCUGAGCACGAUCCUCGCGCUGACGUUGAACCCGGCGCUGAUGUUGGGGUGGGGGCCGUUCCCGAAGUUGGGCAUCGUCGGCGCCGCGGUGGGCUUCUCGGCGGCGCAAUGCGUCGGCGCGGCGGCGCACGCGGCGGCGUUGAAGCGCGUGCACGGACUGACGAUCGCGAUGGCGAGGCCGUGCGCGAAAGACAUAUGGGGCAUGGUACGGAUCGGGGCGCCGCUCGCGAGCGCCGGGGUGGUGUUCACGCUCGUGUACAUCGCCAUAGGACGGAUCGCGUCGGCGUGCGGGGAGAAUUAUCUGGCGGCGAUGGGUCUGGGUCAAAAAUUUGAGGCGCUCGCGUUUACCGUGUGCGAGGGGUUCCGGCUCGCGUGCGCGACGCUCGUCGGGCAGUGGAUCGGCGCGGGGAGACCGAGAGAGGCGAGGGAUGCCGCGCUCGUGAUCGUCGCGAUGUGCGCCGCGUGCAUGGUCCCGUUCGCGUGCGUGUUGUUCUGUUUCGGACCGGCGCUCGUCGCGACGUUUUCCUCAGACCCCUCCAUCGUCGCCGCCGCGGGGGGGUAUCUACGUUGGAACAGCGGCGCGCUCGUGUUCCUCGCGAUCGAGGCUGUCGCGGAAGGGUGCUUUACCGGCGUCGGGAACACCGUGCCCAUACUCGCCAUCGGCGGCGCGAUUAACGUGUUGAGGGUGCCCGCCGCGUAUUUCCUCUCCAUAGCGUGCGGGUGGGGCAUCAGCGGCGUGUGGUUCACGCUCGUGACAUCGCAGAUUCUGAAAGGGUUGAGUAAGUUCGCGUGGUUUCAUUUACGCGCGAUGCGCGGGGUGAUCGACGAGGCGGACGCGGACGCGGAGAAGAGGGGCGCGGGGGGUGGGGUCGCGACGUCGUGA